UCAACACUCUCAUUGACAUCAUGUACGCUAAGUUGUUCAUCACCAUCUGUGCCUUCGGCCUGGCUUCGGCCGGCAACCUGCUGCACUCGGCCCCCGUGGCCUACGCCGCCGCCCCCGUGGCGCACUACUCGGCCGCCCCCGUCGCCACCUACAGUGCCGCCCCCGUGGCCCACUAUGCCGCUGCCCCCGUCGCCACCUACAGUGCCGCCCCCGUGGCUCACUACGCCGCCGCCCCCGUCGUGACCAAGACCAUCACCCCCGCCGUGUCUUCAGUCUCUUCCUACUCCUCUCACACCUCCCAUGGCUCUCCAGUAGCCCACUACGCCGCUGCUCCUGUAGCUCACUAUGCCGCCGCCCCCGUGGUGACCAAGUCCGUAGCGCCCGUCUCCUACCAGUCCAUCUCCAGCCACUCUGCGCCCGUCGCCUACGCGUCGUACACUCCCGCCGCGCCCGCCUACACCUCUGUCGUCACUAAGAGCGUCGCUCCCGCGUACGCCGCGUACGCCGCCCCCGUCGUGGCUAAGAGCUACGCCGCCCCCGUGGCUCACUACGCCGCCCCCGCGGCUCACUACGCCGCCGCCGCGCCGGUGCUCAAGGCCGUCUCCUACUCCGCCGCGCCCGCCGUGUCGCACGUCUCCUACUCCUCGCUCGGCGCUAACUACGGCUGGUGAACAACUCAACAACAUGAGUGAUACUAGUCAAAGAAUGUUUAAACGAAACGAUAUUUAAUUAUGUAAAUAUUUAUUGAAAAAAUAAAUGAUUUGAUACUUAAU
Molecule: messenger RNA, 773 nt
Organism: Plutella xylostella (diamondback moth)
Lineage: Eukaryota; Metazoa; Arthropoda; Insecta; Lepidoptera; Plutellidae
Source: RefSeq, a predicted model, not a curated record